GCCCGUCUCUUCCCUGCCCCCUCUCCGCGUGGGGAUAGUCUGCGCAAGCGUGCCGUGAGAACCCGGAAGUACAGGCGGAAGUGGCGCGAGGCCGUAUUGGGGCGGUAACUACAGAGUAAACAGAGACGCUGAGGUGUGUGAGUCAGUGCGGGCCGCUCCGGGACGCCAUGAGCCGGCUCCAGGACGACUACGACCCCUAUGCGGUCGAAGAGCCUAGCGACGAGGAGCCAGCUCUGAGCAGCUCUGAAGAUGAAGUGGAUGUGCUUUUACAUGGAACCCCUCACCAGAAACGAAAGCUCAUCAGAGAGUGUCUUACUGGAGAAAGUGAGUCCUCUAGUGAAGAUGAAUUUGAAAAAGAAAUGGAAGCUGAGUUAAAUUCCACCAUAAAAACUAUGGAGGACAAGCUCUCUUCUCUUGGAACAGCACAGGUAACCAAGAAGAAAAAGAAGAGACGGCACAGGAUUCCAACAAAUGAUGAAUUACUAUAUGAUCCUGAAAAAGAUAACAGAGACCAGGCCUGGGUUGAUGCACAGAGAAGAGGUUAUCAUGGUUUUGGACUACAGAGGUCACGUCAACAGCAGCAGCCAGUUCCAAAUAGUGAUGCUGUCCUGAACUGCCCUGCCUGUAUGACCACACUGUGCCUUGAUUGCCAAAGGCAUGAAUCCUACAAAACUCAGUACAGAGCAAUGUUUGUGAUGAACUGUUCUGUCAACAGAGAGGAGGUUCUAAGAUACAAAAACCCAGACAACAGGAAGAAAAGGCGGGGCUAUAAGAAGCUGCGAUCUAACCAGGAAGAUCCCACCGAGCAGGCAGAAGCUGAAGAAAUCUACCACCCCGUCAUGUGCACAGAGUGUUCCACUGAAGUGGCCGUCUAUGACAAGGAUGAAGUCUUUCACUUUUUCAACGUUUUAGCAAGCCAUUCUUAAAUCAUGCAGUUUGCAUUUCAUUGUACAAUACUGUGUAAAGGAAACUGUAUGGACCAGUUAUUUUCUUCCCUCCGAUUCAUAUCAUUAAUUAGCAUUGAGUUAUUACUUGGGGAAGCAGUAUUUUAUCUUUAUGAAAAAGAAUAGUUAUCAGUCUUCAUCUCUCCUCCCCUGUUUUGUUUAGUGUUCUGAUGAAUACUGAUAGGACUGAUUAUUCAUUUCCUUCUUGAUGGAGAUUUGGAAAUAAUGGAGCUUUUUAUUUAUUAAAGCUCUUUGGAAUUAAGA
This is a messenger RNA of Heterocephalus glaber (naked mole-rat), 1208 nucleotides long. The record is from RefSeq and is a predicted model, not a curated record. Lineage: Eukaryota; Metazoa; Chordata; Mammalia; Rodentia; Bathyergidae.